UAGCAAACAUGGCGCGCGCUUUGCUGUGCUUACAAAAUCAACACCAUGCAUUCAGUGCAUUGAGGAUGUAGUUUACAUAGCUUGUAGCUGGCGAUUUUCGUUUCCGAUCGGGGUGAAAGUUAAUGCCAUUCGAACCAUUGGUGAAAGGAUGUGAGUGAAGAUUGCACGGCUCAACAUUUGGCGAGACUGUAUAAUUUUUCGUACAACAUCAAUUGGCCCAUUCGCACUUUCCUGGCCUCGCUGAAGUCCUCGUUUGUGUGGAAAUUCACGGAGUUUGUCGUGCCGAUAGUGCAGCAGGAACUAAGAACAUUUUUGUUAGCCUUGAACUGAACAAAGGACGCAACUGGUUUCAUUUACUAGUAGAUGUUGUUUCAUAACUUGGUGCUCGAACAACAAGAAUAUUUUCGUGGAAAGCGAUCGACAUUCAUUGAUUACAAUCUCUUUGGUUCUUAGAAUCCUUGCGGAUUAAAAUCUUUUCGCCGAUUUUCAUCGCAGCAAGGAUAAGCGCCUUAGACUCAGAGUGGAGUCUCGGAGAGUGUUUUUAUCGGUAUUGUAGUCUAGCAAGGAAACUGAACUGGCAAUGGAAGCAAGCCAUCAACUAUUCAUGAACUUAUCUUAAAUAUUACAUAUGGUAAACUGGUAGACCAUUUGUGAAGUCUUUACGAUUGAAGGGAAGUGAACACUGGUGCUAAAAGUUUACAAAAACAAAGAAUUGAAAGCUUCAGUAGCAGUGGUGAACAUCUCCUCAUCGAGAAAAUAUUUUUUCUUGAAGUUCGAAGGAUCAGUGGAAAAUAUUGGAGAAGCGAUUCGCUCGUACCAUCUUUUGAUCAAAGUUUAUCCUCGACGGCGGAAGACCAAUUAAAGCAAUAUUGUUGAAGAGUAUUGGACUCACACGGUACUCUUUAAAUCCUGGUACUCUUUUAUUGCAUUUCAACCAAAGCAAAGAUGGAAUCCAUGGCUAGCUGCUCGCUUUGGUUGUCAAAAACAGCGAACGUUAUGUCCUAUUGGAUGUGUACGCGACCCGAGGGAAAUCACUGACGAAAACCAGCCGAUUUUCAUUAGGCAAUACACAAACAACGCGAAAAAACUUCAACUUAGUGUUGUCUGGCUAGUUAGUAUUCAAACGAUUGUGUGUUAAGAAGGAAAUCAAGAAGCUAAUGGCGUAUGGGAAACGGUGAAGGUCAGAGUGGUUUAUUACGGGUGGAAUCGUGGUGAAAUCUACGUUCACUAUUUACUUUCGAAUGAACAAGGCACAUUUCAUAUGUUUUAAUGGCUUCGAGGACAAAGCCAUCGCAUAGAGCCGAACAAAAUCUUUUUUAAUGUAUAUUGAGUACAGAAUGGCUCAAGCCGAAUUGAUAACCCAUUCUUCGAGUGCAUUUUCUUCUUUCAAUAGGCCCAAUGGAACAAUCUACACGGGCCUUUGUGCGAACAAAAUCCAUGUUGAUACAGCUACGAACGCUCUGCGAAGUCUAACACAAAACCUUGUGAACACGUAUAAGCGAUGUGGCUUGAAAGUCCCUGAGACUAAUGGGAAAAAGUCGCGACAGAAUUCCAAAACUACUGGCAAUAGCAACAGCGAGGGAGACUACAAAGUAGUGCUUCAUGAAGAGUUGUGUUCAGCAACAUCGCGGUACGAAGUUCUCGAAUUCCUGGGCCGCGGAACAUUUGGACAAGUCGUCAAAUGUUGGAAAAAAGGCACGAACGAGCUUUGCGCCAUCAAAAUAUUAAAAGACCACCCCUCGUAUGCUCGACAGGGACAAAUAGAGAUCGGUAUUUUGGCCAAGUUGAGCGCCGAGAAUUCAGAGGCUUUUAAUUUUGUUCGCGCGAUCGAAUGCUUUCAGCACAAGAAUCACACAUGUCUGGUGUUCGAAAUGUUACAACAAAAUCUCUACGAUUACCUAAAACAAUCCAAGUUUAACCCAUUGCCUUUGAGACACAUUCGACCAAUAGUUCAGCAAGUUCUGGUCGCAUUGUCAAAGCUAAAAUCCCUGGGACUUAUCCACGCAGACUUGAAGCCCGAAAAUAUUAUGCUUGUUGAUCCAGAAAAGCAGCCGUUUCGUGUAAAAGUGAUUGACUUUGGUUCUGCAACGCAAGUAUCUAAAGCUGUUUGCUCUUCGUAUCUUCAAAGUCGAUAUUACAGAGCACCAGAGGUCAUUCUUGGUCUGCCAUUUUGUGAAGCAAUUGAUACAUGGUCUCUGGGAUGUGUAAUUGCAGAAUUAUUUCUGGGGUGGCCACUGUACCCAGGCUCUUCAGAAUAUGACCAGAUUCGCUACAUUUCACAGACCCAGGGUUUGCCUGAUGAUCAUCUAUUGACAAAUGGCUCCAAAAGUUCAAAAUUUUUCAAAAAAGCUUUAAGUGCAACUUCAGGAUUGUUGGAAUGGAAGCUGAAGACUGGCAGUGAACAUGAAAGAGAAACCAAAAUCAAGUCACAAGAAGCAAGAAAGUACAUUUUCAACUCUUUGGAUGAGAUGGCUCAGGUCAACUUGUCGAGCAGCUUGGUUGGAAAUGAACGUGUAGCAGAAAAGAUUGACAGGUAUGAGUUUACAGACUUGUUGAAGAAGACUCUUAUUGUUGAUCCAGACAAGAGGAUCACUCCAGAUGAAGCCCUCAGACAUCCGUUUAUCACUCUGGCUCGUUUGGUUGACUUUGCUCACUGUAAUACGUUUAAUUUAGCAGUAAAGAGCAUGCAAGUUUGCCGAUACAACAGAGGAGUAGCUGACCAAUCGUCAGCCCUUCCUUCUAGUUCUCUGUUUGGUCUUCCACGAGCAUCAACAAGCUCGUACGUUCAUCUUCCAAUGGUGCGAAGCGAAGCCAUGGUCAGCCAAGAUCACAUGAGUGGCUUGCCACAACCCUCAGCAGAACAGUUCACAGCCCAUGCUGGUCUACCUGUGGCUCCCCUUCAAGCUGUGCAGCCCAGUCUUCAACCAUCUACUUCAGAUUUCCUUGGCGCUCAUUUCAUCCCCCAGCAUGCAGUUCUUUGUCAGCCAGACAACUCCUCACCUCAAAAACAUCUGUUUGCUCCGCAAGCAGCACCUCAGCAGCCUAGGCCAGUUGUGGUAUCGAUGGCCAUCCCUCAAGCAUCGCUCACACUACCAGCCUCUUCUGGUCUUUAUGCUAAAAGUGUUCCACUUCAAACAUGGACCCCAAAGCGGUUUGGCUCAGAUCCUGCUUUACAGCUUUUACCUCACUGGACAGGAGCUGUUGGUUUAUCAACCGUUCAACCGAUAAUUCCUGAGAACUUGCAAGGAAUGGAUAACCCAAGCCGACCAAUGAACCCGCCGCCAGUUGGCGCAUGGCGAGGGUCAGAUGACAAUGGCUAUAUUUCAGCAGAACCCAGCCCUGGCGUGUAUCACAUGGAAAGUGAUGGAUUUGAACGCCCCCGUGAGCCUCGUCAUCUCAUCAGCCACGAGUGGUCCCGUCCCGCGGGCUCCGUGCUGUUUUCUGUCAUGCCCGUGAUGCAGCAGCCGGUCGCCCCGCCACCGGUCUGGAGUGGGCCUCACAUACCUACCGGUUUGUUGCCUUGGCAGCUGUCAGCCAAUACUUUUCAAAACGGCCCCAGCGCCCACGUACCAAUGGGACUGUCCAGCGGGCAUGCUCCUCUGAGGCGUACGGUAUCCUCUCCGGGGAGGAGAAGGUAUGGUGAAAGGACAUAUUUAUUCGGGGAGGUGAACCAAGUGUCGAGUCCCCUGGGGUUUGUGCGCCAGGAGAGCGAGUCGUCAAAUGCACCAGCGAAACAAACUUCGUCUCCGAUUGAAAUUCCAGAUUCGCCCUCCUCUCCAAGUGUCAUUACGGUUUCAAGUUCCAGCGAUGAAAUGGAACCUAACUCGCUUGACACAAACAAAACUGGUCGCAAUUCGCACGACAUCGCAGAGGAUGACGUCGACGAUGAUGACGUCGACGAUGACGAACCCGAGCAAUGUGACGUCACGGAACACGACGAUCAUUGUGAUGGAUUCGGUGAUGACGAGGACGAAGAUGACGAGGAUUGUAUAGUGACGUCAUCGUUUUCUCUUGGAAGCGCGAGUCCCGGAUUAAACGAGUCCAUAGAGCACGCCCAUGGUAAUGCUGGAUUUGCCAGCGGUGUCUCCACCGACGAGAUGGUGUCUUCUACUACAACAUAUGGAAACUCUCAAGACUUUCGACACCCCAGUAGACUUGCGGGUAAUUUUAAUGAUCAUCGAAACGCUAAAGACAGUGCAAUGAUUUAUUGUUCUGACACCGAAAGCGCUGACGAGAAAGGAGAAGUAACGGAAGUGACGAACAAUUAUGGCCAGCUUCCCGGUCAACAGAAUCAAAUCUCUGUGGCUGCCAGUUCGCAGCAGGUUGGCCUUGCUAACCACUUCACCAGCGAUCAAAUGCAACCUGCUCGGUUCUCAACGCAUCCCUUUGAGCCCGCAGCACCUCACCGCAGUCCAACCAAAGUAUCUCGCCCCAGUUCCUUGGGUAUCAUUCCGCAUUACAAUCAACACGUUGGGCCGACGUACAUUUCGCCGACACUACCCUAUCCCCCUUCGCAAACUCUACUCGUGUCUGGAAAUGAACCGCGUUGCUGUGGUAACGAUUCGUUUCACGAGGGGAACUCCUUGGUGAUCUUGCCUCCCGCGCAUACGCAGUAUGUUUCACAACCGCUGUACACCGGAGUUGCGAGAAUAUCUACGGCAGGCCCAGUGUCAGGUCACGUGCCGUACUCUUACGUGACGUCAACAGGCGGCGCUGGACCAUCGCUUGUAAAUCCAGGCCUCCCGCAAAGGCAGGUUCUUUCUCACGGAAAUUGUCCGGCCCCAGUCCAACCUGGCCUCUCGUUAGCAGGCGUAGGUUACCAAGCACCUCCGUCGUUUGUAAAUCAGCGAUAUCAGGCUCCAGUGGUUGGUGCCGUAAAAACGUUUAAUGUUUUACCAAGCAGUUCAUAUAACCCGUAUGGCAGGUAUAUUCUAAGUCCGACAAAGCAGCGACUAUUUUAUCCAUGAUUUCACAAGUAGUGUCUUCGGUGGGGAAGUGAAAUGAGUCGUGUGUCGAAGUGAAAAAUAGUGAAAAAAAUCACACAAAAAAAAUGCGUGAAUGAGAUAGACAAACAAAAAAAGGUUUAAAUAAGAGUGACAAUGAAGUGAUUGGAAGCAAGUAAUGCGCUUUGUGAUUCAGAUUACAGUGAGGUAAUUGACCAGUUUUAAGAUUUUCGAACGUAGGAACUGUGAAUUCGUAAGUGUAGGAAUGCAGAGAACUCAUUAUUUGCAGAUAAUCAAUUUUAAUUUAUCAAGGUAUACUCGAUUUGUUGUGUUCAUUAAUUUAUAAUUAUAACAAAGAGGUGAGGUAUUGUCUAUCGAACCCGGGUCCGUGCUUGUAGCUGUGAGAUUGCGAGGUUUUAAUUGUAUAUUAGUAUUUUAAAUGACGUGAUAUUUAGCAGCUAAGAUAUUUAUAUUAUGCGCAAGGGCCUAGGCAUGUCUAAAUCAGGUUUUAUUCCCGGUAGUGAAUAGCGUACUGAAAUUAUACAGCACUUCAAAAGUGUAAAUGGCAAAUGUUUGGCGUGCGUUCUUAAGUAGUUGUUAGAUACAGGAUCAGAUUUGAAGAGAACCCAUUCUGCAGAUAACAACUAUUGAAUAUUAAAUUAUACCGAAGUUGAUAAGACAUUCUGCAGGUAAUAACUAUUAAAUAUUAAAUUAUACUGAAUUCUCAAAUAGCUUACAAUUACCCGCUGUUUGUUACGUUGGGAAGGUAUGUGGUCAUUUAAAUGCGUGACCUUUAGCCGUUAUCUCCGUUUUGAAUAGAAUUACAGUUUUUCUUCUUGCACAUAAGUAAUAGAUAAAGAGUUGUAGAGACUAGAUUACCCAGACGGCCGUAUCAUGUGUCGUGUAGGUAGUGGUUGCUUUAUAACCUUGCAGCCAAGCUUAGAAUAUUUAUUCUUUACUGAUUUUGCUUGUAAUUCUUUCUAAGAGGCUUAUAGUACUCGAAGACCAUUCUCGUUACCUGCUGGUUUUCAGUAUUCUCAUUACGUUUGUGCUGGUGACGAUAUUGUUACAGUGAAGUGAGUAUAGCUUUUAAUCAUUGACUUGAUGUCUGGGAUAUGAGCACAUUUCAGACCUAUAAUCGAUGAGUGACGAUGUAGCAUUUUUUUUUAUUAAGAAUCUCUUGGAAGAUAAGAAAAGAUAUCGUUUUUGAGGUGAAAGGCUUAAUUUCUGUGUUGUAUAAUUCGAUUCAUUAUUUUUUCACUGUUCAUUGGAUCAGAUUAGGAGUGGUGAAAUAAUGUAAACAGUUACAUAGUUAUGGUAUUAUUAGGCGUGAAUAUUACUACAGAAUUUUUGAGAGUAAUUUUAACUGGGAAAAUCGACAUUGAAGCGAAUAUUUUGUUCUUUAUAAGAAUUGAACGUAAAUCGAACACAAUAAGCGUCAUAUCUUUGUUAGUAAUGGGUGUUGCUGCAACCACCUUCAAAAAUUUGUAUUGUGCAAUAGUUAAGCCUUACAACUACUCCAGAAUAAAAAAGUCGUUGAAUGGAAGAUAAUAGAAUUAUGAUUAACACGAUGACUCUUCUAAAGUGGCUUAAUAGCUUCCCUUCACUAUAAACCAGGUAAUUGUUGGCAGUUAUAUUUUUCAAGGAAAUAACCAGAUAUUUUAAAGACUAUUGUUUGUUUGAUCCUUAUCCGGGCCUGGUGUUUUCAAGAAAUUUGAACCUAAUGGUACACACGACCUUGUAUAUCCUCGUGAAUUUCUAACUGAGUGACACCAUUUGUAACAUUUGGGAGUGUGAAUUAUUGUUGUGGGUCUUGAUAUCGAAAGUCUCCUUUGAAAUAUGUUAUCAGUUUAUAGGCGAUAACUUAAUUAUUCCAUACACAAAUGCAAAUUAGAAAGACUCUCUCCCGAAGGGCUAUUGCUUCAUUGCCUUCACUGUUCGGAUGUCUUCGUCCUCCGUCGGGAAAAUUCGUUUUUCUUCGGCCCUGUGGAAGAGUCUUGGGGUUGUGAUUUGUGUAUGGCAAGUGUAAAAAGUCUAUUUUAUUCUAUGAUGGCAAUGAAUCACAAGGAGUUUUAGAACAACCGUUUUAUGAAUGGUGCUCGCUGUUUAUAACGAACAUUGAUUGAUUUUGGAGCCUGAUAAAGGCUCGGAAUAUUCAAUAAACUUAUUUUUUAUUGGUGGGAGUCA
Messenger RNA from Orbicella faveolata, 7130 nucleotides. RefSeq lists its product as uncharacterized. Gene Ontology annotation, molecular function: protein serine/threonine kinase activity; ATP binding; protein tyrosine kinase activity. Lineage: Eukaryota; Metazoa; Cnidaria; Anthozoa; Scleractinia; Merulinidae. The record is from RefSeq and is a predicted model, not a curated record. Gene Ontology annotation, biological process: peptidyl-threonine phosphorylation; peptidyl-serine phosphorylation. Gene Ontology annotation, cellular component: cytoplasm; nucleus.